GGUUAGCCGCCCAAGAAAGACAAAGGCUAAACGACACACCCCACUUGUUAUCACGAGGUGGAUAUGCAAAACUGGAGAAGAAACUGAGAAAGUCUAGAGCCGAUGCCUUGGGACUUGAGUCGCCUGACCUAGCACCUGCACCUGCUAGGUACGAGCUGUGGAAGGCUGCUCGGACUAAAUCUGAUGGGAACAUGACAUCUUCCUCAGCUGCCUUGAUCUCACAGAGAAUUGAUGAGUUGGUUGAGCAGCAGACUCAGGGGACAUUUGUUGGCCAAGGUAGGGACGACAUUCUGACAACGGCCAUUGGAAGGCCCGAGCACCCAGGACGUGUACGUGGAGUUCCAGGGGCGAUUGGUCUUCGUGACUAUUUUGGCCCUACACAGAAAACCCCCCAAUCAAUGAGUCAGGAGACACUGAGGCAGAUGGAUCUUCAGUGGGAGGAAAGACUCAACCAAAGCAUGAGAUCAAUGGAGCAACGAUUCAUGGAGCAGCUACAAGAACAAAAACAAAUACAAAGAGCGCUUGAAGAAAAGCUGCAUUCCAUGACGCAAGGCCACAUGGGGGCCGAUGAAACUCCCACAGCACCUCGUGUCAGCACUAGAGGAUCAUGCUCUGCUGUAGAACCCAAUGAGUAUAGCGGUCAAUAUGAGCUGUUGGUUGAUGGGGAUCCCCCACGCAUUGUGGCUGUCGGACGAGUGCUUGAGGGAGGGGAGACCAUUCAUGGUGUUGCCAUAUUACCCCAGCACGUGCGUGUGACCAUUGACGAGGUUCGGGAUCCCCAGGCUCAGGUGCCUGUACCCACUCCAGAAAUUAACUUUGUGGGGGAGGCCAUAGGAACAUUUAUUGCCUGGCCUAGAGCAUUGAUCAUGUCCCACAUCGCGACUCCACAGUUCACACGUCCUCAGAAGCAGCCAAUUCAUGAUACAGUCAUACAUGAAGAUGAUGACAUGGCUGAAGCAGAGGAUGAUCCUAUAUCAAAGUUAGUGACAAAAUUACCCAGAUUGAAGAAAGCAUCAUUACAACUAUACUGGGAUUUGAGGGUAUUUGGUCUUCCCCCACAUGUGCCAGUUUAUAUCACAUUUUCUGAUGCAUUGGAGGUGAUUGAGGGAGACAGGAUGUUGAAUAUUUCCAUCAUUCAGUUGUGGUGCAUGUACAUGGACACAAUCGUUGUAGACCAAGGUCGGUCUUCCAUGUACGGAUUUGUUGAACCUCAGACCAUUCAACCGUCUGGUAACACACUUCAAAACAGACAACAUUAUUUGCAAACAUGGAUGGAUGAGUCCAAAAGAGACAUAUACCUUGUGCCAUACAUUGACGGGUACGUGUUUUUAUAUGUGGUCAGUUUAUUAUUAUAGUUUCCUUAAUUAGUUGAAUAAC
Vigna angularis (adzuki bean) is the source of this 1377-nucleotide messenger RNA. RefSeq lists its product as uncharacterized. Lineage: Eukaryota; Viridiplantae; Streptophyta; Magnoliopsida; Fabales; Fabaceae. The transcript has 4 exons. Bases 192 to 1355 code for a protein of 387 amino acids. The record is from RefSeq and is a predicted model, not a curated record.